GUGAGCAUGUGUGUAUGUGUAUUGUGCUGUGUGUUAUGUGUAGGGAGGAGGGUUGGGGGUGGGAUCCCAUGACGUUACUGGCUCCGCCUCCUGGUGAAUAUAAGGGAUGCUUGACGCGCAAAGACCCCAAGCAGCAGUAUUGAAGCCUGAGCGGCGCAAGUCUGCAAGACCCAACCCAACUCGACUGAAGUCAGCCUCGCCGAACCGGAUCUGAGAAUCCUGGCUCUCUGGGCUUGCCUCAGCUCUUUGAUCCUAACAUCCUUUUCAGUUGCAACUAGAAUGCUGUGGCAGGCACUUCGCAGAUUUGGUCAAAAGCUGGUGCGGAGACGGAUGUUGGAGCCUGGCAUAGGGGAGACCCGCCUUGCCAGAUGCCUGAGCACACUAGACUUAGUGGCCCUCGGUGUGGGCAGCACCCUGGGUGCGGGUGUGUAUGUCCUGGCUGGUGAGGUGGCCAAAGAUAAAGCAGGACCAUCCAUUGUGAUCUGCUUUUUGGUGGCUGCUCUGUCUUCUGUGUUGGCUGGACUGUGCUAUGCAGAGUUUGGUGCCCGGGUCCCCGGCUCUGGUUCUGCAUAUCUCUACAGCUAUGUCACUGUGGGCGAACUCUGGGCCUUCACCACCGGCUGGAAUCUCAUCCUCUCCUAUGUCAUUGGUACAGCCAGUGUGGCCCGGGCUUGGAGCUCUGCUUUUGACAACCUCAUUGGGAACCACAUCUCUCAGACUCUGAAAGGGACCAUCUCACUGCAUGUGCCCCGUGUCCUCGCAGAAUACCCAGAUUUCUUUGCUAUGGGCCUUGUGUUGCUGCUCACUGGAUUGUUGGCUCUGGGAGCUAGUGAAUCGGCUCUGGUUACCAAAGUGUUCACAGGGGUGAACCUUUUGGUUCUUGGGUUUGUCAUCAUCUCUGGCUUCAUUAAGGGAGAUUUGCACAACUGGAAGCUCACGGAAGAAGACUAUAGUUUGACCAUGAAUGGACUCAACGACACUUAUAGCUUGGGCCUUUUAGGCUCUGGAGGAUUUGUGCCUUUUGGCUUUGAAGGGAUUCUCCGUGGUGCUGCUACCUGUUUCUAUGCAUUUGUUGGUUUCGACUGUAUUGCUACCACUGGGGAAGAGGCUCAGAAUCCACAGCGGUCCAUCCCCAUGGGCAUCGUGAUCUCACUGUCCAUCUGUUUUUUGGCAUAUUUUGGUGUGUCUUCAGCACUUACCCUCAUGAUGCCUUACUAUCAGCUCCAGCCUGAGAGCCCUUUGCCUGAGGCAUUUCUCCAUGUUGGCUGGGCUCCUGCCCGCUACCUUGUAGCUGUUGGCUCCCUCUGUGCUCUUUCCACCAGCCUUUUGGGGUCUAUGUUCCCCAUGCCUCGGGUGAUCUACGCCAUGGCAGAGGAUGGCCUCCUGUUCCGUGUCCUUGCUCGGGUCCACAGUGGCACACAUACGCCCAUUGUGGCCACUGUGGUCUCUGGUAUUAUUGCAGCAUUCAUGGCAUUCCUCUUUGAACUCACUGAUCUUGUGGACCUCAUGUCGAUUGGGACCCUGCUUGCUUACUCCCUGGUGUCCAUUUGUGUUCUCAUCCUCAGAUAUCAGCCUGACCAGGAGAUGAAGACAGGAGAAGAGGAAAUGGAAUUGCAGGAGGAGAAGACACUUGAAGCAGAGACACUGACCCUCCAGGCACUAUUUUGUCCAGUCAACUCCAUCCCUAGCCCCCUUUCUGGCCAAGUUGUUUAUGUUUGUUCUUCGCUGCUUGCUCUACUACUGACUGUCCUUUGCCUGGUGCUGACCCAGUGGGCAAUUCCACCGCUUUCUGGAGACCUGGUGUGGGUCACAGUGGUUGCGCUGAUCCUGGUGCUCAUUCUUGGAAUUGCUGGGGUUAUCUGGAGACAGCCACAGAACUGCUCUCCCCUUCACUUUAAGGUUCCUGUCGUGCCUUUACUCCCACUAGUGAGCAUCUUCGUGAAUGUUUACCUGAUGAUGCAAAUGACAGCUGGUACUUGGGCCCGAUUUGGGAUCUGGAUGCUGAUUGGGUUUGCGAUCUACUUUGGCUAUGGAAUCCAGCACAGUGUAGAAGAAGUUAAGAGUCAUCGACCCUUACCCAAGACUAGGGCCCAAACUAUAGACCUUGAUCUCACCAGUUCCUGCAUUCACUCCAUUUGAUGUAAUCAUACCUGAGUGCUGUCUGGUCUCCCUGCACAAUAAUGGAGACCCCACAGAAAGCUAGCCCUCCCAUGUGAUGUUGGGGAGGGAUAUUAAUAGAACUCUGUACUUAUUGUGGAGUGAUGGAUGUGUCUUUGCUGUUUCCCACUUAUUUUUUACUUGUUUAUUUUGAAAUGGUCUCUGUAGUUGCUUCUUGGCUUUGAAAAAAAAUUAAAGGAAA
Nannospalax galili (Upper Galilee mountains blind mole rat) is the source of this 2359-nucleotide messenger RNA. RefSeq names its product solute carrier family 7 member 3 (gene Slc7a3). The record is from RefSeq and is a predicted model, not a curated record. The transcript is spliced from 13 exons. Lineage: Eukaryota; Metazoa; Chordata; Mammalia; Rodentia; Spalacidae. Gene Ontology annotation, biological process: transmembrane transport; amino acid transport. Gene Ontology annotation, molecular function: amino acid transmembrane transporter activity. The coding region runs from base 280 to 2139 and encodes 619 amino acids. Gene Ontology annotation, cellular component: plasma membrane.